AUGGUGGUGAAUUCCGUGCACUGGUUUCGUAAGGGCCUGCGGCUGCACGAUAAUCCGGCGCUGCUGGAGGCCCUGAGCGGGGCCGACUCGGUGCGGUGUGUUUACGUCCUGGACCCCUGGUUCGCCGGGGCGGCUAACGUCGGGAUCAACCGAUGGAGGUUUCUUCUGGAGUCUCUGGAGGACCUGGACAGCAGUCUGAAGAAGCUGAACUCCAGGCUGUUUGUGGUCAGAGGGCAGCCUACAGAUGUGUUUCCGAGGCUUUUUAAGGAGUGGAACGUGACCCGGCUUACCUUCGAGUUCGACCCGGAGCCGUACGGGAAGGAGCGGGACGCCGCCAUCAUCAAGAUGGCGCAGGAGUUCGGGGUGGAAACCGUCGUCAGGAACUCGCACACGCUCUACAGCCUGGACAGAUUUGCAGCAGGGCGUCCGAUUGGCCGCCGGGUCUGA
Messenger RNA from Menidia menidia (Atlantic silverside), 447 nucleotides. Lineage: Eukaryota; Metazoa; Chordata; Actinopteri; Atheriniformes; Atherinopsidae. The record is from the annotation of a GenBank genome assembly.